Messenger RNA from Betta splendens (Siamese fighting fish), 478 nucleotides. It is a transcript of the gene smim20, whose product is annotated as small integral membrane protein 20. Gene Ontology annotation, cellular component: mitochondrial inner membrane. Lineage: Eukaryota; Metazoa; Chordata; Actinopteri; Anabantiformes; Osphronemidae. The record is from RefSeq and is a predicted model, not a curated record. The transcript has 3 exons. Bases 97 to 309 code for a protein of 70 amino acids. Gene Ontology annotation, biological process: mitochondrial respiratory chain complex IV assembly.
CGCGUCGCUGCCCCCCUCUACCCCGGAAGUGAUCAGCGUAAACACGCCACCGCUUGAUUUAGAGCUUGACAGGUUUGAACCUGAUGUGAAGUUAAAAUGUCCAAUAGUACGAGAACGGUGCUGAUAUUCGGAGGCUUUGUCACGGCAAUUGCGGCCGCGUUUUAUCCAAUAUUUUACUACCCGCUCACGCACAAAGAGAGUUACAGAGACAUCCAAAAGAUCAACCGGGCUGGAAUCAACCAGGCAGAUGUUCAACCUGCGGGUGUGAAAAUAUGGUCUGAUCCAUUCAAGCCUGCAGGGAAAUGGUGACCAGCGCCGGCGACCCAGAUUAGUACAAGACACUGAUGCUGAUGAAAACCUGGAGAACGUCUUUGUCUGAUGUGCACGAGUGUGUGUGUAUGCAUGAAUCAUUUCCAGAGUUUUUUUUCUUAUCGAUUGUUAAACAAUGUUAGAAAUAAAGGCAAAACCAUUUACUGAG